CUUCAAGCGAUUCAGUACCUCCUAAUUAGUUUUCCUUUAUAAUUAUGAUUUAAAAAUUAUUGCUUUUUAAUUCAACUAUAAGCAGUGUUUAUGUUCAUUUUUUUUAUUAUUUCCCCAUAAUUAAGCGACAGCUUAUUCUGAGCUUGUCGCGAACUCGACUGAAAAUGCCUUACUUCAGGAUACACAGACACAGCAUCCUUUUGCCAUAUCGUUUACGGACAGAUCAGUUAGAAAAACACUGGUGGCAAGUUGAAAUUGGGCAUUACUAUUUUGUAAUUUGUGUUAUAAAUGCAUACUGAAUUGCUUCCGUGUAAUUAUAGUCGAAUUUUGUUAAUUCAAUGAGUCAUUUGCUUUUUGCCUACUACGUUUACAACGACAUACGCUCUUUUCAGACGUUAUUGAAACAAGAUGAUAUAAAAUUACGAGAGGCAAGAAAGGGUGCAUCCGAGAAAAGUUCGUCCAAGUUGAAUGUAAAUACAAAAGAUCGUUAUGGACGCACCGUUCUUCAUAUAGCUGCAUUCGACAACAAAAACAGCUUUGUUAGAGCCUUGUUGCGACAUAAAAAUAUAGAUGUGCUUAUCCAAGAUGAAGAAUCUGGUUAUACCGCUUUGCAUCGUGCUAUUUACGUAGGAAAUCUUGAAGCUGCCUCUUUGUUACUCUCGAAAGAAUCUUCUAAUCUUUUGAAAAUUAAGGAUCAUGAAGGGUUGUCUCCUUUUCAAUUACUGUAUAGAAUUUACCCUGGGGCUCAUCCACAAAUUAAUUAUCCAAUCUUAGGAAAUGAGCUUUACAGUCUUGGGAAUAAUGAAAAUAGUAUUCUUGGGUUUACGGUUUCGGGAAGUCAGGAAAUGGCUAAAAGAGUAUUUCUUUAUCGUAAGCAAACUUCCGAUUCAUUAUCUGGUCAACUUUUUGCCCCAGAUAAAAUCAUUGACAUUCAGUCCUCAAAAUUUCACAGUCUGGUUAUCACGGAUGAGCCGAGCCCAAAUGUAUAUUCAUGUGGUAUUGGAGCUGGUGGUAGACUUGGUUUCAGAAAAGACGCCCAAUAUACUUUUACUCCUGUGUCAGACUUACCUUAUAAAGUGGUACAAAUAUCCGUAAGUCAAAAUCACUCUCUUGCUUUAACAGAUAUUGGAAAUGUGUACGCAUGGGGCUUAAAUUCCUAUUCUGCCCUAGGAUUCAACGUUGAUGGUUCAAAAAAAGAGGAUUCUGUUCAAGUAUCCCCUAAACGAAUUUCCGCAUUAAAAGACUUGUAUAUCAUCGGGAUUGCCGCAGGCGACACAUAUAGCGCUGCAUGGACGAAUUCUGAUUUGUACACUUGGGGCCAAAAUGAGGGGCAGCUUGGUCAUCCAGAUGAUUCCUUCAUAAUAUCUGCUCCACGUCGAGUGGCCGGUUUAACAUCCUCUGUGGUGAAGGCUACUUGUACUUCACAUAGCAUUAUAUUAUUAUUGGAGAAUAACAGUAUACUAAUCCUAUCGAACUAUAAGCAACUGAAGGUUCCCGUGGCUGUUGAUUUAGAAAGUCCAUUAACUUUUACUAAACAUGCUUUAUCACUAUCACGGUUUAAUGUAAGAAAAAUAGUGGCUUGUGAGGAUAAUCUGGCGAUACUUACUGAGCAAGGAGAGGUUUUUGUUAUUGACUUAAUACCCUUGCGGUCAGGAAAAGAGCAAAAGUUGGCUUCUUUGUUUAUGAAGAGUAAUAGCAAAAAUUCACUCAAGAUUACUUCGUUUUGGACUGUAUUGUCUCCAGAAAGUGCAGCGAAUGAUGUUGCUUGGGCUGACAAUAGUAGUCUUUUGUUAUGCCUGAAAAAUGGCACGUGUUGGAUACGUCAAAUUCGUUCUAAGAAACGUGAGAAAGCCUCCUUAAAGCAAAGCACUAAAGGAACUUAUAAGUACUCUUGUAUUGAAAAUAUACAAAUGAUAACGAAUGUUCGAACUAAUGCUUCUGGUGGAAUAUUCACAAUCAGAAAUGAUUAUCGUCCUCCCCCUAUUCAUUUUACGGUUCCAGAAUUGAACGAUGUAUUCAGUUCUCUUCUUCCAUAUAAGAAUAUUUUGCAUAAGAGAAACCCUACAUUUAAACCAGCAGAAGACGAAGAUAGCCCACCUUAUUUUGACGAUGACCGUGAUCCCACGGAAGAUGAGAUUCAAACAUUAUUUUUUAAUCCGGGAAUAAUAGUAAAUAGCUAUAGGACCUUUAAAGCUUCAUCAGCUGAUGUACGUCUUAUAUGCGUUAAUGAGACUUUUUGGAGCCAUAAAUUUCUUUUGUCAGCUCGUUCAUCCAUACUUCGUCGGAUGUUUCGUACGAAUAAGGAUGUAAAAAAGACAACUUUGGAUUUUCGGGUUGAUAAAGAAGGGGAAUCUACUUUAAUUUUCAAUGAUGUAUCUGCUACAAGCGUUGCGGUACUUUUGCACUAUCUUUACUCAGACUCUCUUCUUCAACCCUGGCAAUGGGAUUCAAAGUUUUUGAAUGUUAAAGAAGAAUUACUAAAACUCAGCAGGUCUUUAGACUUGCCCCACCUACAAGAGGUUUUACCAUUCACAGUCCCUCGCCAGCCUUCAAUGUCUUUAGCCAGAGACAUAAAUGCUCUCUUUUUAAGCAAGAGCAUCUUUGAUGAUUCAUCUGAUACGGUUAUUAAACUGGAGGAUGGUGAAUUGAAAGCGAACAGUUUAUUACUGAGGAUUCAUAGUGAUUACUUCGAUUCGUUUUAUACAUUCCUAGAAGAGCAAGCACAACAUAAAGCAGAAAAAUAUGUAGUUAAUUUACCAGAUAAGAAUACUUUCCAUUUUGGACUCAUCCUUCGACAUAUAUAUGGAAAUGGAAGUUUAGAAAUUUUUAAUGAUCUUAAGGAUCAUGAUUUUUACAGCUGGUUGGAGACGAUGACCGUUAUGUUGAGUAUAUCUGAUGAACUUUUAUUUUAUCGACUAAAGGAAAUUUGUGAGCAAUCUUUGCUUCAAUUUCUAAAUCUGAAAACACUGAAUGAUAUGCUAGAAUUAUCUUCUUGCUAUCACGCAGAAUCAUUAUAUAGUCGAUGUGUUGAUUAUGCCUGUCACAACAUAGGCUAUUUUUUGGAAAAAAAUCGAUUAAGUGAAUGGGAGAACAAACAUCUUGCCAAUGUAUCAAAGCGUUUACAUUCAAGUUUGCAAGAACAAAGAUUCCACACACAACCUAGUAAGGUGCUUAAUAAGCUGCUUUUCAGAAAUUCCAAAUAUUUAGAGGAAAAAGCAUAUGAAUUAAAGGUUUUGCGGGAGUUUCUCUUUUCAGGUGAAUCAACAGAAUUUUGGGAUAAGUCUCCUUAUAGGACAACGAAAGAAAGUAAUGCUUCUCUUAUUCAAACGCAGCCGCCAAUCGCUAAGGACUUAUUUGAACAAAAGGUUGAACCAGUCAGAGCUGUUGAACUUGAGUCAAGACAGGAGAAGAAUCUUAAUCCUCUGCUGGACAAGGGAAGCCCGGAAACAUUGGAACCUCCAUCAAGCCUGUUGCCUUCAUACAGUGGAAAAAUCACAUCGCCAUGGACACCCGUUGCCGGAAACAUUAAUAGAUCACCUGUAAUGAAUGAUGAUCAUCAAAUAAGUCCUUCGAAUAAUGAGAGAAAAGGGCCUUGGAAAACUCCAAAUUUAGUUGACAAUGCAAAGAAGCCUCCGAAUCGAGCCAACCUGAGGGAGUUGCUUGAAGAAGCUAAUAACGUGAGCCCGUCUACAACUAAUAAUGAGUUUCGUGGUAUGAAAGGUUUAAUGAAGAGGUCGCAGAAAGAGAAGAAAAAAGAGUUAUCUAAGCAGCAACAGCCAAUUCGCAAGGGAACAGCGCACGAUUUGAGUGUGGAACCUGUUGAAACAUCAACAAACGCUUGGUCAACCAAAAAGCCUACCGUUUCUUCGGCUACUAAAAAACCGUUUAAUGGGAUUCUUCGAGAAGUAGCUAGUGAUGAAACACCUAGCCAGGUAUUUUAUAAGGAACCAAAGAGGCGUAUAUCCAGCGGUUCUCCGUCUAGUUGGAGUUUAUUAGGAAAACCGCCCAUUCAACAACCUUCAUCAUUGCCUAAGAGUGGAGCCCAGCCAAAUUCCUUGAUGGCGAUUAUGUAUGAGCAGCAAGAAGAAAUUGAGGAGCGUAAAAGACGACUGGCAAGCAGAAAAACGAUAGAGGAAAUCCAACAGGAGGAAGAAUUUCAAAAGUGGUGGGAAGAGGAAAGUCUUAGGGUUCAAAAGGGGCUCGGAAUGAUAAAAUCAAAGGAAUCGAAUGAAAACCCUUCUCAAAGAAGAAAGCCAAAGAAAAGCGACAGAAAGAAUGGCGCUUCCACCGGUAAAUCAAGCUCUCAGCCUAUUGAUAUUCCUCUCUCAAGUUUUAAGAAGGGUAAAAGCCGAAUAUAUCGGUAAAUAAGUCUGUAAUUUAGAAUCAGAAGGUAUUAUCCUUAUAAAAAAAUGUGCAUGAUGAGAAUAUUCAUAAAAUACUUAUUUAUUUCGUGCUAGGUUGUCUGGCAAUUACUUAAUGGAUAUGGAACGAAAUUUAUUUAACUAUCGGGAAAGGUUGUAAUAAUUCAAAGCAUUAUUUUUACACCAUAGAUGAGUAGUUUCGUGAAAUUACAUACUCUCAAAGAAUCAGACAUAG
Molecule: messenger RNA, 4596 nt
Organism: Schizosaccharomyces cryophilus OY26
Lineage: Eukaryota; Fungi; Ascomycota; Schizosaccharomycetes; Schizosaccharomycetales; Schizosaccharomycetaceae
Product: BTB/POZ domain-containing protein Btb1
Exons: 1
Coding region: 339-4364 (1341 amino acids)
Molecular function (GO): protein binding
Source: RefSeq, a predicted model, not a curated record